Molecule: messenger RNA, 1987 nt
Organism: Arachis stenosperma
Lineage: Eukaryota; Viridiplantae; Streptophyta; Magnoliopsida; Fabales; Fabaceae
Product: zinc finger CCCH domain-containing protein 32-like
Exons: 3
Coding region: 92-1693 (533 amino acids)
Molecular function (GO): metal ion binding
Source: RefSeq, a predicted model, not a curated record
GGAUCUCUUCUCCCUCCAAAACUUGGAAUGUCGAUGAAACUCUGAUCCCAUUCUCCUCCUUCUUCUUCCUUCUCCGUGUUUUCUUUUGACUAUGGACGAAGCUUCGUUGAUGCGCAACACCGAUUGCGUUUAUUUCUUGGCAUCUCCCCUCACUUGCAAGAAGGGAGCUGAAUGCGAGUAUCGGCAUAAUGAGAUUGCGAGGCUUAACCCUAGGGAUUGCUGGUACUGGUUAUCUGGCAGUUGCCUUAAUCCAACAUGUGCUUUCAGGCACCCUCCAUUGGAUGGCCAGACUGGAGUUUCAUCUGAGCCAACACAGUCUGCUGUGCCUGCAAAUAAGACAAUGGUUCCCUGUUAUUUUUUCUUCAAUGGAUAUUGCAAUAAAGGCGACAGAUGCUCAUUUUUGCAUGGGCAUGAUGAGAGCCAUUUCACUGUAAAGCCUGUAAAGAAUGACAAGGGAGGCACUGAUCCACCCAACCUAGAGAAUAAGGUGUUGUCAGGAACUGCCCCAUCAACAACUGAAACUCAUUCGAACCCAUCGUUAACUGCCCCAAAGGCUUUGCCCACUUUCAAGCCUCCACCUAAGGAAGAUCUUCAACUAUCCUUACCAAAAAAUGUUAAACAGCAAGGUGAUUUCCCUACAUAUGUUAAACAGCAAGGUGAUUCCCCUACAUAUGCUGUUGAGUAUGAAGAAGCUACAGUUGCAGGGUCGGAGUCUCCGUAUCCAGAAGGAAGAUUUGUUGAUAACAUCUCUCAACGAUGCAGUGAGCAGGGUUCAGAGGAGCAAGUAAAUGGUCACAUUGAGCCUGAUGAACGUUGGGAAUCAUCAUCCCCUGGAUUUGAUGUUCUUGUUCAUGAUGAAUCGGCAAACUUGGGCUAUGAGGAGGAUCCUGAAUAUCUUCCUGAUGGGGAACAUGAGGAACUGAAUGAACAAUACUUGGGGUAUGAAUUUGAAAACCCAGUUGAGUAUGAUAAUAUGUGCCGCAAAGCUGACAUCCUGUAUGAACAAGAAAUGUAUGAUGAUUAUAGACGUUUAGAUAGAGAUCUUACUCGUGCUAAUGGCAGAAGAGUUUGUGAUUGUUCCAGUGAUAUAAUCUUAGAUUCUAUGUUGACUAGGAAAAGGAUUCAGAUGAGUGAUAUAGCUACCUGUGACGGGAAGUUAGAUCUACGAGACCAUCUGAGAAGACGAAGGGAAAGUAGUGGUCCACCUGAUGCAAGUUUCAUCAGACGACAUGAAUCCUCUUCUUUGAUGGUUCGAAACCGGGAAAGGCAUCAAAGGCAUUACAAUGAACAGAGACCAAGGGGAAGAUUGUCAUCGCAAGUGGGAAUUACCACUAUAGACCCCAUUGGAGAGGUUGAAACUCUUUCAAUUGCUAACAAGCCAAGGUUAUCUAGGAAUUCCCAGCAGCAUUGGCCAAGGAAGCAUUAUAGAGAAAAGCCAUCUAAACGCCAGUUUCAUUCAUCCAAUGACUCCAGGAGACCAGUUUUCAAGCAAAGGAGAUUUGUUCACGAGUCCUCUACAUUUUCAGGACCCAAGAGCCUUGCAGAAAUUAGAGAAGAGAAGAAAAAGGCUGCAGGAAGUUUUCACUGCAAAAGCACAUCACCUGAUUUUCAGGACCCCAAACCUCUUAGUGAAAUUCUCAAGGGCAAAAGGAGUGUGGACGGAGUUGGAGAUGUCAAUGUCUGCAGCAACUGAAUUUUGAGUUCAAAGUAAUGGUUUCGAGAGACUAAUAAUUUUCAACGUAGAUAAAACUAGAUAAGAUGGGGUGGAGGAAUUGGGUUUUUGCCGCUGGUAGUUGCUGAUACUUUUGGAUAACCAGUGUUUGACUAGUAAAGAUAAACGUUGUUGGUUGAGUUUGUUGCUUUUGUCAAAGGCAUAUCUACCGAGUGGAUUACCGUUUUUCAUGAAUUUUGACUCUGACUGCCCUACCUGUUUCUCUUGUACAAAGCUGCAUAUUCACCUAUUCAGCAAGUAUUAAGUAGUUUUUAG